AUGCGCCAAGGGGGCCAAAGCAUGGACAGAGGGUUCGUUAUCGAGAAGCUCAAGUUCUCUCGACGCGUCCUGGUCCUUACCACCCUGGAGACGCGAAGGGGGCCCAUAGAAAAUGCGACCAACACUGCAGCAGAAAGGAACGGAGGUGAUAUGCCUGAUUUCAAGUACUACCAUUCACAGUCGUCGCCGAAAAUUUGUGGCCACAGCGUGAAGAAGGCCCUCUCGAGGGUCAAGUGCGCAAUGGCACCAUUCCGCGCGGUUAAUUCGAACUAUGAGCUAUCUGAUGUUACACUGGGUAUCGACUUAGGCAGCACGAGCACCAGAGCCUAUCUCUGGUGCCCGGAAACAAAAAGGGACUGGUACAUCGAAAGUAAUGGUAGGUCCAGCACCGGCCGUCGAUAUGCAAAUGGCAACUUCUCGUCCAUGGGUUAUCCAUUCGAUGGCGGCGAGGUGUACUUGGGCGAGAAGAGCGACGCAGCUCGAGAGUCUAUCUCCCUGAAAUACGCAUUCUACAUAUUGGUUAAAGCCUCAGAUGACCUUUUCAAACAAUACCAACUGGCCGAACCACUUCGCAGUCAUCUGAAUGACAACGGACUCCGUGAUCGACUACUCGAAGGAUUAAGGAGAUUAUUCGCCGAAGUAUACAAUCGCGUCAUGGAAGUGUGUCAAGAAGAAAAGCUCCGCGUUACCACUAUCGGCUUGUCCGUUCCAUCCCAGUGGACAGUGGAUUUCAUGGAUCUUUAUCGCGACAUCAUCGCCCAAGUGUUCAAACAUGAUCGGUCAGCCAUCUUCUUCGUCACUGAAACAGAAGCACUAGCGCACUUUCUAUGCGUAAAGAAGCUUGAUCGCUUGGUCACACAUCAGGGCACUGUCCAUCAUGAUGUGGUCUUGGUGCUUGAUUUCGGAGGUCACAAUAUGGUUAGUUUGACUUCUUUUAUUCGAGCACCCUCUUUCUAUCUUAUCGGGAAACCAGACGGCGCCGGUGGCGGGAGCGAGCUGUGGGAAUAUCUCGUGGUCAAAAUGAGUCUAGACUAUCUCUGGAGUGAGUACGGGCUGAAAAUAUCGGCUCCAAUCAGACAGAAGCUGCUCGACACUUUUAAUGUUGAAAAAGGCGGAUGUGGACCAGAAUUUCCUGGCCAAGGGUUCGAUUGCUGUGUGAAGGACCAAGAUGGCACAAUGCGCAACGUAACCCUGGAUGAGCCUCUUGUCACAGCCUGCUUUGAUGAAGCCAUGAAGUUCCCCUUGGCUUUAGCAACUAGCAGAAUAGAAGCAGCCACAGAACUCCUGGCAUCUCAGACGAAAGACAACUCUUCUGCGAACAUGGAAGGACCCAGGUCCGUCAGAAAACCCAGAAUCAUUCUGGCAGGUGGUACAGCGAGGCAUGACGGUCUUCGGACAAGGAUCAAGGCUAUUUGUCAACGCAACAAUCUUGCCGACCCAAUCAUAACGGACAACAUCAUCAACCAAUACGACUCCGUAAAAAUUGCUUGCGGCGCCGCAUUUGCUGUUGCUUCCCCCCUUACUUUACAACAGUUCAUGGAAAGGGGUGCAGGCUUCGGCCUGCAGAUACGUCAGCAAGCGACACGAGACGAGAUUGAAUCAGAACAUCCAUGGGACAACACGGCGUCCUUUCUUUUCAGCUUGCGGAGGACGGUAAAGAACUUUGAGAUCUACGUUAAACCCAAGGAAGAACUGAAGAUCGUUUGUGACCCAUUCUUUGAGGAUGAAAGCAACGAAAAUAAAGACAAGCUGCAUUACCACAAGUGCUACGACAUCGCUAAUCUCGGCCGGCCCUCAAUAGGGUACUGGUGGUUCACAUUGUCCCUGACUGGUCAAGACAAUCAGAUGUGGCUGACCAUUGAGAGAUCAAGAAAGCCGCCCCGAGCCCCGGCAAAGUUGCAGUGUGAUCCCAUAACUGUUCCGCUGCACUACAACAGAGGCAGCAACAGUAUACACAUUGGUGAAGAGGGAGCCGAUGCUGACGAGUAUAUCUUACGCCUCAAGCAUUAUCCGGAACGUGACAAGGUCAGCAACCAAGGCCAGAAGAGGAAGGUGGCCCCAUUGCCCGAGAAACGUCGCUUGACUGCGCGUCGAACACCCAACAAGUUUCUUACGUCCUCGAUCGAUUCUGGCAAAGCACCUCACGUAUUGGACAGAGAGAACCAACCUAUAGAACCACCCAUAAGCGGACGACGUGUCUACCGGAAUGGGAAUGACGUUGAUAUUGAUGAUAGAGAGUGGUCUUUCGUCAGGCGUACUUAG
Messenger RNA from Neoarthrinium moseri, 2262 nucleotides. RefSeq lists its product as uncharacterized. NCBI's taxonomy places the organism in Eukaryota, Fungi, Ascomycota, Sordariomycetes, Amphisphaeriales, Apiosporaceae. The record is from RefSeq and is a predicted model, not a curated record. The coding region runs from base 1 to 2262 and encodes 753 amino acids. The transcript has 7 exons.